Molecule: messenger RNA, 816 nt
Organism: Pieris macdunnoughi
Lineage: Eukaryota; Metazoa; Arthropoda; Insecta; Lepidoptera; Pieridae
Source: the annotation of a GenBank genome assembly
AUGGAUAUUGUGACGCCUCAUAUCAGUUCGGUGCUAAGAACCUAUCAAGCCAGUGCACCGCGGAGCCUCCACGGCCCCGGCGUGGGGCGCGCAGGUCCGCCGUCGGCGCCGCCGCCACCGCUGCCUCGAGUAGCGCCGCCCAUUCUCCUUGCCGCCGAUCCAGUGCUAGGCGAACGCGGCGAGACUGCUCUCGAAGGAGAGCCGAUAUCUUGCUUCAGUGUCGGUGGCGAACGUCGACUCUGCCUCCCGCAGAUUCUGACCUCGGUUCUGACGGACUUUAGUUUGGAACAGAUCAAUCGCGUGUGUGAUGACUUACAAAUAUACUGUUCGCGGUGCACGCCAGAGCAAUUACACGAGUUGAAGUCGACCGGUGUGCUGCCCAGGACGGCUCCGUCUUGCGGUUUGAUAACUCAGACAGAUGCGGAGCGGCUUUGCGCGGCUCUAUUGCACGCCCCGGCGGCGGCAGCCAAAAAGUUGCCUGGAUUUCGGGUGUAUCAUGAGUGUUUCGGGGGUGCGCGAGGUGUUUGCGCGCCAGAACUAGGACUAGUGCAGUGUGUGGAAUGUCGCGGGAUCUAUGUUCCGCGUCGGUUCGUGUGCCAUACUCACACGACCGAGCAUCGCACGUGCCAUUGGGGAUUCGAUUCGGCGAGAUGGAGGCGGUUCCUUCUGGUGUCGGAUGAUGAACGGGACAAGGAGAAGUGUGAAGCUUUGUUGGACGAUAUAUCCACGAGGGAUCCGAGGGAAACGCACGCUGUACCAUCGCACCCUCUGGUGAAACAACUACCGAUCAAAAGAAAGCAGGUAAAACGACCUUGA